Molecule: messenger RNA, 185 nt
Organism: Schistosoma spindalis
Lineage: Eukaryota; Metazoa; Platyhelminthes; Trematoda; Strigeidida; Schistosomatidae
Source: the annotation of a GenBank genome assembly
AUGGAAAGGAAUGAAACAUUUCGAUUCAAUCAAAGUAAUCAUAUUGAAAUUCAUGUCAUGAAAACAACAACAACAACAACAACUACUACUACUACUACUUCUACUACUACUACUACUACUACUAAUACUAAUACUACUACUACUACUAUUGUGAUUAUUAUUAAUAAUAUUUUACUAUUACUUUU